This is a messenger RNA of Biomphalaria glabrata, 3918 nucleotides long. Its product is annotated as carbonic anhydrase 2-like. Bases 510 to 1466 code for a protein of 318 amino acids. Gene Ontology annotation, molecular function: zinc ion binding; carbonate dehydratase activity. NCBI's taxonomy places the organism in Eukaryota, Metazoa, Mollusca, Gastropoda, Planorbidae. The record is from RefSeq and is a predicted model, not a curated record. The transcript has 11 exons. Gene Ontology annotation, cellular component: plasma membrane.
CUGUCCGUCUGUCUGUCUGUCUGGUACACAUUUUGUACAUGUUAUUUCUACCUUACACAUUCUCGGAUAAAGUUGAAACUUUGCUCAAAACUAGUAUCAAUUUUAUAAAAAUAAAACCCAGAGUAUUCUCAAUGCUUUGUGAAGGGAAGAGAAUGGGGCGCAGAGAAUUCACUGGUCACUUCACAUGUUGCAACGGGUGGAUAUUCAUCGAGUUGAGCGAAGACAUUGAUUUGUACGCUAACCAGGGGGUCUAACCACACCGUCUAUCACCAUCAGCCAGUAAAUUUAUUACUAAAUUCUUAAUCUCGAAAAGACUCGAACAUUUCUUCCAGCUACAUUUAUUAUAAACACUUAAGAAGGGAAACAAACAACAACCUUCCUCUUCCCACUCAUCAAGGUGGAGUGUUUACAGGUGACUAUACUCUAGUCAGAAAGAAAUCCUUCUAUCCAGGAAAUAUAAAAAAAAUCGAGAGUGCUGAGGCUUCCGAAGAAUUUUGUUGCCAGAAAGGAUGUCUAGGAAUUUGACUUUGUUGACUUUCUCUCUGAUUCUACUAACAUACAAACUCACUUGCGCGAGCGCUGGUGGACCUGGUUGGAAUUAUCACGAAGGAGAGGCCGGAGGUCCAGAUGAGUGGCACGUCAACUUCACAGACUGCGGGGGUGUUAUGCAGUCCCCCAUCGACAUCAUCACCGAGGAAGCUGUCUACAGUCCUAUACUUCCAUACUUUGAUUUCACCAACUACAGAACGACUAGAGGCGUGAACUUGACCUUAAUUAACUUGGGAGGACACACAGCUGAAGUUCUCUACCAAGGCGCUCCCAUCUACCUACAAGGGGGCGGGCUACCUGCUGAAUACAAGCUGAUUCAGUUCCACUUCCACUGGGGCGCCGAGGACAAAGUAGGCUCUGAGCACUUCAUUGACGGGGAGCAUUUCCCUAUGGAGUUGCAUCUAGUUCACCAGCAAAAAACAUUGGCAAAUUUAUCAGUGGCUGAGAAACAUCCCUUUGGUCUGGCAGUAUUGGGCUUCUUCUUCCAGGUUUCGGAGAAAAACAACACAGAGUUAGAGCCACUUUUAAAAUAUUUCAAUCAAAUUGCUUUACCUGACGCGAAAAUACACCUUGAUACAUUUCCUUUAAUUGAUAUGCUCCCUGAGAACUUCAGGAAGCUAGAUUUCUACCGGUACUACGGAAGUUUGACCACACCACCCUGCUACGAAACGGUCAUCUGGUCACUAGCUACAGAAUAUAUCAAGAUAUCGGAGAGCCAGUUGAAUGUCUUCAGAGGUCUAUAUGAAUCAAAGGACAUCCACCUCGUCAAUGACUUCAGACCAGUACAACCCUUGAACAAGCGCAUUGUCAUCACGACCAAAAACUCCUCCAAAAACUCCUCAGCGCAGCCAAGCACACGUCCUCUCUUCCUAUGUUUGAGUCUAGUGCUAGCAUGGACGUAUUGUAGAAUGCCUUAAAUUGAUUCAUGAUUUAAAAAAAAUAGGAUAAUAAUUUUAAUAAGAUUUAUGCACAAGAGGCAUUCCUGUCUAAUUAUAAGAUAAAAUAAGAAUCAGUUCUUGUCUUACUAUAUUGCACGCCUUUUGUAAAACAAAAUUGUUAGACUUUAAAAUAAUUAUUGAGUGGGAGCGAUAACUCGCUGUGCAGGUAGCCUCAUGUCAAGUUAAACAUGUGUGAAUUCCAAAUAAUCUUCAACUGUUAAUAAACUUUAUCUUUUUAACAAAACGUUGACCCUAUCAAUAGGAGUGUCAGAUCGGUGCAAUACAACAAGGCCGGACAUAGGGAAUUGGAGGCCCUAGGUGAAACAAAUAUGAAAUGAAAUAGAAAAGCAAAAAAUUAAGGCAUUAAAAUACGCAAUGAAAUAUAACCAUCGUAUGUCCAUAUCUAAAUCUAGAAAUAAGUUAAAUUCAUAGAGCGCCGGUAGCACGAAUGUGCUUCAUGGGCGUUUCAUGAUCACCAGACUAGAAAUAACGUUUCGACAUUACACCAGAAGGAAGAAACAAUGGUCUUCUAACAUAUGUAGUCUAACAAGUAGAUCUAAACAUUCGGAAGAAAGAAUCUUGAAUAAUAAUAGAGUUUUAGAGCUAAUCUAGUAGACAGUAGCCAUAGGGUUCUGCUAUGUUUGAGAUUUGAUUCAUGUUUCGCUAUUUUUUCUCUAAAAAAAUUUCUUUCAGUCCUGUGCAAGACCCCCUCGUUUGCCUAUGCCUAGGGCCGGCCCUAAAUAGAAGAUUUACUACAUAAUCCGUGAAAAAAAAAUGUCUUCCCUUUGUUUGUAGACAAGGCAGAACUAUAAGGUAUAAAUAUGUACUUGACGUCUUGGUUAAUAUGAGAUGUUGAUUAGUGCAAUGUAUGCAACCCUUUCCAAUAAUUUGUAAGUGUUCAAUUACAUUAAUUAUAUACGGAUAAUGGUCAAGUCAUCGUUCUCUUACUAUCUACAUACAAUUAUCUUCUUAUCUUAUAUCAUACAGACGUUACUUCAAAAAAGGAGAUAAUUACGUCCUAUUAGUCUAUUGCUAAGCUUCUAGUAUUGGGGUUGCUUAGUAUAGAAUAGUCAUACUCUUAUUUAUUUAUUCCGAAUGCGUCCAUUAGUAAAUUAAUAUGCAUGUUCUUUUUAUUAAUUAUGUUUUUGUUUGUGUGCAGAUGUGUAAUAGAAUUUAUUAUUAUAAUAGCCCAGAGCCAAGACAGUGCUUCAUUAAGUUGGAAUCACUUGUACACAAUAUACGAGUGUCAAACAACAUCAGGCCUAUAGCCUCGUUGUAACGGUCUUAGAAUGUACAGUACAGAACACAACUCAGGAUUGACUGUUUUUAAGUAUCGGAAGACGAGUUGUCUACCUUUUUCAUUUCGUUUUCAAUAGAUUUCGUAGCAUGUCUUAUUCAUCCAUCAGUAGAUCCGAAGUGAACACAUAAUGGUAGGGUUUACAUGUACUUGGAUGAGGAAAUGACACUGUUAUAAACAAUUCUCCAAAUGUUAUGAAGUGGUAUAGCGUAUACUUCUAAUUGCCAGGGCGUGGAAUGGGAUGCCCGAAUCUGCCGGGAUAGACUAAUGACUUAGAUGAGGGUCUAUAAUUAUCAUGCAGGACUAGAUUGUCACAUGGGAGUAUCUUCUGUUAAGCAGGGACGUCUGUAAUUUAUAAGAUAAGUUUAAGGUCGGGAUUGCAUGGUAAUGUUUAUGUUUUUUUUUUUCUGACAGCUUGUCCACUUCUGUGCGUGGGAGUGUCUUCUUGCUUCUUCUUCUUUCUCAUUUUUCAUGGCGGAGAGUUUAGAUCACUAAUCCUAUAUAUGAGAUGAACCGCGCAGUGGUCUCCAGAUCAGGCAGUUCUCCGUAUAUUUUGUUUUCUAUUGUAGGAUUUCAGGGCCUGAGUCUUGUUCGGGCCUCUUGAUAAUGUAGGCAGCUUUGAAGGACAUGGUCAGCAUUCUCUGGAGAUACUCCACAAGGUCAAGACUCGCUAGUCCCGACUUUUAGCUUCUGGAACUUAUGAUUCUGUUGUGUCCGGUUCUGAGUCGAACAAAUAUGCGUUGGUCAUGUCGGUAAAACUUAUAAUAGGCGUCCUUUACCUUGUGAGCUGGACCAGUAAUCCUUUAUUCUACUCUCUAUCAUAUACUCGUGAGUGUAAGGGUGUGCGUUUGAGAAAGUAAAAGUAUCUGGGUCAUUUUGUGAGUGUGUUUAUCUGAAACGCUAAUGCAAUGUGUGGAAGUUAACACAUUAUUUUCAAAAUUAAGCAUCAUUUUCGUGAACAGAUGAUUUGUCUUAUUAUCAGCGUACAGUCAUAAUGUGUACAUGAUAACUAACUGUGUGUCUUCUUACUAAUUCUGAUAUGUACAAUGAAAUCCAUAGAAAUCCAUAUCUACGUGUCAAAUGUUAUAUACUUGGUCAAUGUAUUUUUAUAUAAUAAAUCAUUUAAUAAUCUAA